Molecule: messenger RNA, 1400 nt
Organism: Pelagomonas calceolata
Lineage: Eukaryota; Pelagophyceae; Pelagomonadales; Pelagomonadaceae
Source: the annotation of a GenBank genome assembly
AUGGCGUCACCACUGGACGACAUCGGUGACGGAGCCCCGAUGGACGAGACGCCCUCGAACACGUCUUUGCUGAGCUUUGACCUGGGCAGCGGCCUCACGCCGAAGAUGAGCUGGCUGGCUUCGCGGACGCGGGACGGGCUUGGGCCCUCGGCUCUACAGAGGCAAGGGUCUGGCGGCGAAUCCUUGGGUUCAUUACCUUCUCGCGAUUUAUUGGCCAAUCUCACGGAUCCGAUCUCGCCGUCGGUAGCACCUUACUUACAAAGUUUGAUGUCCCCGCGCGAAGCCAGUGCGUUGCCGGCCCAGCCGUCGCGACCUCCAACGACGCAGGAGGCCGAAGCCUUGGAGAACUGGGCCAAGUUGGCCCAGAGGCCCUUUUCCGGAGGGGCUUUGGCUAAUAGUUCAGCUCGAUUGUUCGCGCGCCGUCUGUCGGAGGCAGUGCAGCGCCACAUGGCCGGGUCCGACGGGACGCCGAUCGGCCACCUAGGGCAACAAGGACACGCUCUUAUAGAAAGAGCCGUGCACUGGCCGGCCCGAACUUUGAGAGGAGUGAUCCGGCUCCUGGAGUGCCUCGACCGGAGCCCGGAGGCCUCGUUCGCCCAGUUCCUGUGCCUCAUGGGCGACCUCGAGAUGACGUCGCGGCCGUCGAUCACGCCGCCGGUGGAGAAGCGGUCGCGGCCGCGUCCUUUGUCACGCGCCGUCGACGCGACACGUCCUGAAGCCGCCGCGACACCGUGUAUCGUCCACGCAGGUCCUCCAGUUUCUUCGGGAAAAUCCCGUCGCUCACGUCGCCGAAGAAGCAGGACGCCGCGCGCGCGUUUUAUGACGGAUUCUUGAGAAACGUCCACAAGUCGGCGGAGGGCGCGCCCUUCGUCGUGACGGGGUAUAUCGUGGUCGAUUACGCGCCGGAAAUCCUGCGACCGACGUGUGCGCGACUACGCGCCGCCGCAUUGGCGGCAGCCCUCUUCGCGGCCGACGCGAGAACGGAAGGCGGUGUCUGUGUAUUUACACCUCCCUCAUUGAAGGGUGGACCGGAGACCGAGGUUAGAUUUGACAGUACGUAUUGUUCCAAGGCGCCCGAACCCGUGAAAACGCAACUGGGCUCGCCCGCGGGGUUGGCGGCCGCUCUCUUGGACCACAAUGAAAUGAGGAACUUCGCGCCCAGUGAACAGCACACGAAGGAGUUGGAGCACAUCUACGAGUCCGCGCGGCGGUCGCGGUUGUGCUACGCGUCCUGGCUGACGCCGUUUGACCUCCACGUCACGCCCACCGUCUCGAUGCGCUGCCAGCAGUGCUACGCGCGCGACCCGCACGCCGCGACGACGGCGUUUGCCGUCGCGGGAGCCUUCGUGCCGCGCGCGGCGGCACCGCCGCGGCGCUUCUUCGCGGAGCCGGCGCCGUGA